This is a messenger RNA of Hemiscyllium ocellatum (epaulette shark), 9082 nucleotides long. It is a transcript of the gene adamts5, whose product is annotated as A disintegrin and metalloproteinase with thrombospondin motifs 5. Gene Ontology annotation, biological process: proteolysis; extracellular matrix organization. The record is from RefSeq and is a predicted model, not a curated record. The coding region runs from base 329 to 2953 and encodes 874 amino acids. NCBI's taxonomy places the organism in Eukaryota, Metazoa, Chordata, Chondrichthyes, Orectolobiformes, Hemiscylliidae. Gene Ontology annotation, molecular function: metalloendopeptidase activity. The transcript is spliced from 8 exons. Gene Ontology annotation, cellular component: extracellular matrix.
GCGGUGACGGAUCUGUUACAAGCCGAGCCGGAUUGAGAAUUCGCUAUAAAUUCAUUGUUACAUCGCCUGACAUCUUAGAUCUUCUCUACAGGGAAAGUGGGGGGGGGUGCUUUACAAAAAAGAACUUUGUCCCCCUGAAAAAUAAACAUUUUGACGCGUCUGACAAUACAGAGUUUGGAAGUUUUGGACAGAGCUGCAUUUCAUUAUUUUUUUCUCUGUGUGUGUGUUUUGCACGCUGGGUUUUAUUUUGUACAAGUUAUUUUGGAACCUGGUGGGUUUGUUUGGAUUUUUUUUUUGUUAUUUUUUUCUCUCUCCUGUCACUGUAAACAUGGUGCUGUUUAUUUUCCUGGCUGUCUGCAGCCUGUUGCAGACGGUGCUGCACUGUUCUGCAGUUCAGGAACCUGACCUACCUGAGGCGGGUCAACUCCAGCUCUCUCCCCUGCAGCGGGGCUGGCGGAGGAGGAAGGGGCCGGUGCAGAAGGUCGAUCGCAUUUACGCCGGGGAUGGCAAGGUCGGCUACUUGGUGUACGCGGACGGCGAGAGGUUCCUGCUGGAUUUGGAGAGGGACGAGGCGCUCGCUUCGCCCUCCCCGGGAAGCCCAGCACUGUCCCCGCUCGCCCAGGCGCCCAGCCCCCGCUGCUUGUACCGGGGCACCGUCAACUCCGAGCCGGAGUCGCUCGCCGUCUUCGAUCUCUGCGGAGCUCUGCGAGGCUUCUUCGCGGUCGGCCGCUCCCGUUACACCGUCAGCCCGCUCUUCGCCGGCUCCGGGAGCGCCGGGCUGCUGCCUUUCGGUGGCGCCGCGGACCGGGCGCCGACGCCGCACUUCUUCACCCGGGACCGUUUCAGCUUCGAGCGGCCGUCCGCAGAGCUCGGCCGCUGUGAGAUCCGCAACCCCCCGGCUCAGCCCCCUGCCCGGAGCCCCCAGCCCCGGAGCUCCGGCCGCUCCAGGCGCUCGGUGUCCCGGCUCCGGCAUGUCGAGCUGCUGCUGGUGGCUGACCAGUCCAUGUCUCACAAGUACGGCGACAGGGUCCGCCACUACCUGCUCACCCUGGCCUCCAUCGCCUCCAAGCUGUUCGGGCACGCCAGCAUCGAGAACCCGGUCCGCCUGGCCGUGGUCAGGAUCAUCGUCCUCACCGAGAACGACCAAGGGCCGGCGAUCAGCAAGAACGCGGCGAGCACCCUCCAGAACUUCUGCAAGUGGCAACACAAACAGAACCAGCGGGACACCGACCAUGAAGAGCACUAUGAUGCUGCUAUCCUGUUCACCCGGGAGAAUUUGUGCGGACAUCAUUCGUGUGAUACUUUGGGAAUGGCAGAUGUCGGAACCAUCUGUUCUCCUGAGCGCAGCUGUGCAAUCAUUGAAGAUGAUGGCCUCCAUGCUGCAUUUACAGUUGCUCACGAAAUUGGACAUCUCCUAGGACUGUCCCAUGAUGAUUCCAAGUUUUGCGAAGAGUCGUACGGCUUGACAGAAGAUAAGCGGCUAAUGUCUUCAAUUCUGACCAGCAUUGACUCUUCCAAACCAUGGUCAAAGUGCACUUCUGCUACUGUAACAGAGUUCUUUGAUGACGGUCAUGGGGAUUGCCUCCUUGAUCUUCCACAGAAGCCCCUGCAUGUACCUGAGGAGCUUCCAGGCCAGAACUAUGAUGCUGUUCGUCAGUGCAAGCUGGCUUUUGGGCCAGAGUACACAGUGUGUCCGGGAAUGGAUGUCUGUUCCCGCCUGUGGUGCGCUGUCAUUCGACAGGGGCAAAUGGUGUGCAUGACUAAGAAGCUCCCUGCUGUCGAGGGAACGCCAUGUGGAAAGGGGAGGAUCUGUCUCCACGGCAAGUGUGUGGACAAAACCAAACGGAGACAUUACUCGGCUUCGGCUCAUGGAAACUGGGGGUCGUGGGGUUCCUGGGGAGAGUGUUCCCGGACAUGUGGCGGGGGUGUGCAGUUCUCCCGUCGACAUUGCAACAACCCUGCCCCCAGAAAUAACGGCAAAUACUGCGUGGGGAAACGUGCCAUCCAUCGAUCCUGCAACGUGACACCUUGCCCACAAACUGGCAAAUCUUUUCGUCAUGAGCAAUGUGAAGCACGGAAUGGGUACCAGACUGAUGCCAAAGGAGUCAAGACGUUUGUGGAAUGGGUUCCAAAGUACGCUGGCGUGAUCCCCGCAGAUGUGUGUAAAUUGACCUGUCGAGCAAAGGGAACAGGAUAUUAUGUUGUGUUUUCUCAGAAGGUAACAGAUGGAACGGAAUGUCAGCCGUACAGCAAUUCGGUAUGUGUGCGGGGACGUUGUGUCAGGACUGGCUGUGAUGGUAUUAUUGGCUCCAAGCUGCAGUAUGACAAGUGUGGAGUUUGCGGAGGUGAUGGUUCCACUUGUGUGAAAGUAUCGCGAAGUUUUACCAAGAGAAGUGUGGGUUACAGAGAGGUAACAAGAAUCCCUGCAGGGGCAACACACAUCAAAGUGCGGCAAUACAAGCCAAAGGGUCAGCAGCGGUUCACUGCUUAUUUAGCAGUUAAACGGAAGAAUGGGGAUUACCUCUUCAACGGCAAGUACAUGAUCUCAACUUCAGAAACGAUUAUUGAUCUAAAUGGCACAGUGCUCAACUACAGCGGGUGGAGCCAAAAGGAUGAUCAAAUGCAUUCAAUGGGUUAUGGCCCAUUAAAGGAGCCACUGAUAAUUCAGAUACUUGCCACUGAUCCUGGGAAACCACUUGAUGUGCGCUACAGCUAUUUUAUUCCUAGGAAACAAUUGCCUUCAGCCAAUGAAAAUGCCAUCAAAACUCUAGCUGCACAAUCCAACCUUCCCAAGUGGGCAACAGGACCCUGGUUGUCAUGUUCCAGAACCUGUGAUACUGGCUGGCAGACCCGAACUGUUCAGUGCAAAAACGGAUAUGGGAAACUGACAAAGGGAUGCCGCCUGUCCAUGAGACCCUCAGCAUUUAAACAAUGUUUUCUGAGAAAAUGUUAAUGCAUUACUUUUGAGUAAGAAUCUUUUUUAUUUUGUCAUUUUGUUUGGUGUUGUCUUAAUCUAAAAUGAAAACAUACUUGGAGAAAAGGAGGGAAAGGGUAGCUAGUAUGCAUUGGUUUAAAGCAGACACCAAUGUCAGUUUGGGAACAAUCAAAGCGUGGGCAGAAGAUAUCUUGUGGACCAAAGAAGUGCACAUUGGUAUUGCACCCAGUGGGAGAGCUUCAGAUACAUUGCCCCAGACUAGUGAGAAUGGGAAAGCAGAAGAUGACACACAUCUGCAUGUUGCCUACCUCAGAUGCAUCCCUCAACUGCAUGGAAAUGAGAUCAAUGGAGCUACCCUUUCCAUGGAUACAAGCUGGUGCAUUGAUUUCACAAAUCAUUUUGUCCCUCCCAAGGAAUCUGACAUUCCAACACAAGCCUGCCUUGUGUUGCAAUACGUUUGUUGCUUUGCUUGCUUGUGGCUGUUCAGUUGGACUCGGUGACUGAUUCUAGGGUGUUCAAUUGUGAUCCUGCACAGAGCAGUGCAUUCUCACUCACUCAUUCACUCCUGUGCAUGUGACAGUAAAAGAAACCAGCUGGCUGGUGAGGGAAUUUCAUGUGUUCAAGAAUGGAAUGAAGAACAAUUGUGCCAAUGAGCAUGCAGCAUUCUGUGGACCCUGGGAGGAACUUGUGCCAUGGUGAUUGUUAUAGUGUUUAAUGACAUUAUCUCUUUGCAAUGAUUGAGUGACAGAGCAGACUUGAUGGGCCAAAUGGCCUAAUUUCUGCUCCUAUGGUCUAAUACCUACAGGAGAUAGUUAAUAUUCCUAUGGGACUCUUUCAAGGAAUCCUUGAUUGAAAUAUGAUAUAAUUCCACUCAAUAAUAACAAACCUGAUGCAACACAAGAACAAAGAGUAGAAUGGCUGUGCUGUUAGGAAUUGUAUGGUCAUGGGGAAGCGAUAAAAUAAUUCUAUACAACUCUAUAUUCCUGAUAGAAUCAGGGCCAGACUGAAUGCCCACGAGAAACUCCAAAACAAAAUUUGAGACUGGGACCUUUCACUAAAGUUCAUAAUACAUGGCUUGAAAAGGGUGGACGCUAGGAAAUUGUUUCCGUUAGGCAAGGAGACCAGGACCCGUGGACACAGCCUUAGAAUUAGAGGGGGUCAAUUCAGAACAGAAAUGUGGAGACAUUUCUUCAGUCAGAGAGUGGUGGGCCUGUGGAAUUCAUUGCCGCAGAGAGCAGUGGAGGCCGGGACACUAAAUGUCUUCAAGGCAGAGAUUGAUAGAUUCUUGAUGUCACGAGGAAUUAAGGGCUACGGGGAGAAUGCUGGUAAGUGGAGUUGAAAUGCCAAUCAGCCAUGAUUGAAUGGCGGAGUGGACUCGAUGGGCCGAAUGGCCUUACUUCCACUCCUAUGUCUCAUGGUCUUAUAUAUGUAACCCAGAGAAUUGGAUUUUGUGAAUCAUUCUAAUUAAUUAUAAUAUCAAAUUACGACUUUCACUUAGGUGAAUAUCUGAUCAAAAGUUAAAUCAUCUACCCUGACUCUACUUGGUAUACUCCUUGUCUGUUGGAUUAAUAUUGCAAUAGAGCAAAUGGAACCACAGAGAAAAGAACAGGUUUGUGAACUUUUUGUCUGAAAAGAAAUGGUUUGCUUCAUGCACAUACUUAGUGUAUUCGAGAUUUGACAUAGCCUAGCAGGAACAAGACUUUAAUAGUUAAUGUGGUGCUUGCAGAUGAUACAGCAGAUUCUCAUUUUCAGGUUGCCACCUGGGAAUUAGGAGCAAAGAAAGGGAAUGGGUUCAAAGUCUGAGUUCUGAUAUUUGCUUUGCUCAAAAUGAAAGUUCAUCAAAAACCCUGAAAUCGUCGCUAAUUAAAGGAGUCAUAUCACAGGAGACAGCUCCAAGGCAGAUUUAAAAACUUAUCUUCAAAUGAACAGACUUCCUACAUCCAAACAAAUUGUCUGCUCCAAAACUGGAAAAGUGACAGUCUAACUCCUAACUAAAAAUAUCCAAAUGAGUUUGUGGUUUGCAUCUCUGGAAUUGCUGGAGGUUAGGAUCAAAGGACAGUACGUCAUUCAGAUGUUGGGAUUACUGCUCCUCUGGUCAAUUCUAGGAUCUUUAAAAAAGCGCAUGUGGUGUUUGGCUUUAAACAAAGUUGAAUCUUACCCGUGAUCUCACACACUCAACAGUGGAGUCAUUAGUGUGUUUCUGCUUAACCAUCUACAAUUCCCAUGCCAGCACACCAAUGCUGGGAUCUACCCAAUCAGAAAUUAUUUGCAGAUGGGAGAAUGUGCAAUUUUAUAAAUGAUGUGUUAAUUUGCACGUUUUAUUCCCCCAUCUUAAGUGAAGCUCAAUUAUCAGCCCCUUUCUAAAUGGGCCAAAGCUUGUUUGAGUUGCCUCACUGUCACCCUUGCCAACCACUCUAUUAAUAUUCAUUCCCAGGAUAAAUGCAUUGUUGCCAAAGCCACAUUUCAAGCCAUUCCUAUUUACCAAACGAGAUUAGUGGUGCUGGCAGGUCUCCUAUUGUUUCCUGGAGUAGAGAGGUGUGUUAUGCCACUCAAAGGUCAACCAAGUUAGUGUGAAGUUGGAGUCAUGAACAAGCUAGCUUGGGUAAAUGUAGAUAGCUUCCUUUCCUGAAGUAUGUUAAUUGAUUUGAUGGGUUUGUCAGAUAGUCUAGCACCUUCAUGGUCAUGUGCGCCUAUACCAGCUUUACACUUUUUGAUCUCUUAUCAACUGAAUUCAAAUUGGCAGACUUUCAAGGGGAGAUUUGAUGUCAUUAUUUGUAUUAUUAAUCCAGAUGUCUAUUAUUAAUAACCCACAAACAUAGCCACUCCACUAAAAGCACAAAGUGGUGCUGAACUAUACAGACUGAGAAAUGCCAGUCUUAGUCUUUUAAUUAUGCUUAGAUGACCUCAGAUGAAGCAGCUGUAAGUAAUCAUGGAUCAGAAAGGAUCAUUCAGUCCUUUGGAGAUCAUCCCUCCAAAUGCACUCACCCUUCCAAGGCUACUAUCAAAUUGCUGUAUUCAUCUUCCUGGCAAUUUUUUUUCCAAUCAUGUAUAACCUUGUAAGUAAGAAAUUUCCUCCUUAACUCAGUGAAGACAUGAGUAGAGGUCUCAAUUCACCCAGGCAAAGGAGGGGACAUAUUGGUAUUUAGAAUCAAAUUGAACCUAACUGAAUAAAUGGCCUCACCAAAAUGGCACACUCAAAAAUCAUUUAUUAGGGCAGGUUGGAGUAAGUCAUUCACCCCUCCACCCCGCCCUGUCCCUCCUAUUCCCCUACAUAGUAUGAUAACCUUAUACUGUUCUAGUAUCACUAGUUAAUUUCUGUGUAUGCCAUUCCUGCAAAUUAUUAUUUGGUUUAUGUUCCACUUUUGUCUGGUACAGCAGAAGGGAAACCAACACCUUUGGACACUGUUGAUGCCAGUUUUCUCUGGAUUAGUCUCCAAUUUCAAACAAUGCUUCAGAAAACUAUGAGGUAGCAAGCACCUUUUCAAUAAGACCCUACCUAAAUGGAUUGAAUUGUUAACCAAUUUAUUUUCCAUGGGAACAGAAUUCAAACAAAACUUAGUCAGAACCUUCAUUGGCAUUUAUGGUAUGACCUAAAACAGGUGUGUACAUUGGAGAAAGUGAGGACUGCAGAUGCUGGAGAUCGGAGCUGAAAAUGUGUUGCUGGAAAAGCGCAGCAGGUCAGGCAGCAUCCAAGGAGCAGAGAAUCGACGUUUCGGGCAUGAAGAAGGGCAAGAUUCUCCUGCUCCUUGGAUGCUGCCUGACCUGCUGCGCUUUUCCGGCAACACAUUUUCAGGUUUGUACAUUGCUCAGGUGUUGAUGUAUAUCUCUGCUAUCCUGGCAGCACAUGAAAUAGAGCAAGGUAUUCCUAAUGUCUAUUUACAGAGAUGUGUUAACCAAAAUACUACCUUUUUAUUCGCUGUCUAUACAAAGUUCAUAACUCUUAGAACCUUUGUACACAAUGCCUAAAACUUAGUUAGUAGUGACAGAGUCAGUUUUGAGUUGGAAAUUUCCCAUACUGCAACUCAGUUAAUAAAAGAUUGCUCCAGUCUGACCAGUAAUUACCUGGUCUUAGUUAGAAAUCCUGGAAGAGAAAUUGUCUCAGUUUUCCGGGGAUAAAGUUUGAAAAUUCAACCAGAGUUCCCACUUCAAACAACUAUCCAACAAAGUCUCCUGGAAGCUCUAUUGCUGUGUUAAUAGCAUUCAGUGCUCAGAUUCAUAUGUAAUGAACAAUCGCUGAUGUAAAAUUUGGUUUAGCGGUAAUCUUUGAAUCAAAAGAAAUAUCUUUCGAGACAGCAACCAGUUCCAAAUUUUGGGUGGCAUCAGAAGGAUACUAAUCAUUGAUAAUAAAAACAGAAACUUCUGAAGAAACUUAGCAAAUCUGGCAACAUUUGUGAAGAGAAAAAUGAGUUAGCACUUUGAGUCUGGUAUUGACUCUUCAGAACCGGAAGGGGCUGCAAACUUGUCAACAGAAUUAUUGCAUGCUAUAGACAGAGGGGGAAGAGGAGCAAGUGAAACAGAUUGUAAGAGUGCUCAGAGCCAAAGACAAAGAGGUUGCUAAUGGCAGUGAAGGAGGGGUAGAGACGCAAAGCCUGUCUGACUGCUAAAUCAACCUGCAGAUCCUUCCAUGACUUCACACUAUUCUCCAAGGGAAGAGUUUGAAGAUACAAUAACAACAACAUCCGGAGGGUGUCUAAUGCUUUCAAGAAAGAGAAGAAGGGAGGGGAAAAAGCAAAAAAAAACACAAGUAAACAAAUCAGCAAUUGAAGAAGUAGAAUUUGAUGUUUUUUAAUGUCAAUUGAUAGGUCAGAUAUACAUUUGCUUCUUUAGCUUAUUGUUACACAAAAGUCAAAAUUAUUUAUCGUUUAACAUUUAAACAUUCAUUUUCCUGUGGAAACUGUCUCGUGACAAAUUUGGCACAUGUUAUAAUAGGGCAGCUCUGAUUCCAGCAAAGACCAUGUGAUCCCAGGUUGGACAAAAAAAAUCCUUCUAUUCUCAGGGGACAGUAUAAACUGCCAAUUCCAAGCCCUGUUUGCUGGCCCAGAUAUGAGGAAUAAGGUGGGAUAAUGGGGGUAGGGGAAGAGUACUAUUGGUGUCCCUUUUGAAUCUAAGUACAUUCCUGGAGUUGACUUGAGCCACAGUAGGCCAAAGGAUCCUUCUUGCCCACUACAUGGUCCUGGAGGAGCCAUAGAGUGGGUUGGAUUUGUUCAUUCAUUAGAAAAACAAUGGUGUUAUUCUGAAUUCUACUAUGUGUACCACCUUUAUUCACUUACUUAGCUGGGCCAAUGGAAUCAAAAUGACCAGAAACCUAUUCUGCAUCGUCAGUUCUACCAUUCCCUUUUGAAGUUGGGAAUCAAAGAGAUAAUCCUUUUCUACAAUGUAUAGAUUUUAAUUGGGUCUCCGUUAUGAGGGAGAAAACAUUCCAAUGUAAAUUUAAAUUGUGAAAAUGUUAAGGCACAGCACUGAAAUAAUUUAUUUGUGUUAGUAUAAUUGGUGUGAAUUUGAUGUAACAGUUAUUUAUUGUUAUUUAAUGUGGAGAACACCCAUCAUGCAAUUUUUAAAAAGAAAUUGCUGAUGUGUUCUAUUAUACAACUGUUUAAUUUAUGCUUCACUCCUCUUGUGAGAGUUCACUAUAUUUUUUAAAUAUGUAUGUUUACGUAAUGUACAGCACUGGUUGCUUUGUGUACUGUUGCAUUGUGCUCUUUCCUCGUGUAAUUAUUUAGAUGUUCACAAUUCCUCAUGAGGGAAGCUGCGCUUGUCUUUUUUUUAAAAGAAAAAUUAUUAAUUGACUGAGACAACAUGUCAAAAGCAGUUUAGUACUUGUUUUAAAAGAUGUAGCAGUUGUGUAAUGCAUAUUAAUCAUGUCUAGAACAAAAGUGCAAACAUUUGCAGGAUUAUAGGGACAGGACAGGGGACUAGGACUAGUCGAAUUAUUCUCACAGAGUGCUGACACAGAUCCAACAGGCUUCCUUCUGUGACGCAACUAGUCUGUGAUUCUAAGAACUUUUUUUAUCAAUUAUUUUAAGCACAUCAGUAAUAUUCUGUAACGUACUGUAACAAUAAUCAUGUUGUCUGUGUAACUAAUGCUAAAAUUCACUUUUGUAAUGUGUGUAAAUUAUAUAUUCAAAAUGCAAUACCACAGUCCCAUAA